GUUCUAUUUAUAUUUGUGGGUGUGGGGAGAGUAAGGCAAUAAUAAAAGUCGGAAGAAUGAGUGAAAAUAAGAAAAAACAACACUUUGUGCUAGUACAUGGUUCAUGCCACGGCGCAUGGUGCUGGUACAAGGUUAAGCCGCUGCUCGAGGCGGCCGGCCACCAAGUAACCGCCUUAAACUUAGCUGCAUCCGGUAUAGACACAAGGUCGAUCACUGACAUCUCCACAUGUGAACAAUAUUCUGAGCCGUUACUGAAUCUCCUAAAGUCAUUACCAAAUGAUGAGAAAGUUGUUCUCGUUGGUCAUAGCUUUGGAGGCUUGAGUUUAGCCAUUGCUAUGGAUAAGUUUCCAAACAAGAUUUCUGUCUCUGUCUUCUUGAGUGCUUUCAUGCCCGAUACUAAACACUCACCAUCGUUCGUCUUGGAGAAGUUUGGAAGCAACAUGGCACACGAAGCAUGGAUGGGCACCGAGUUCAUACCAUACGGCUCAGACAACUCUGGGCUGAGUAUGUUCUUCAGCUCUGAGUUCAUGAAGCUCGGUCUGUAUCAGCUCUCUCCAGUUGAGGAUCUUGAAUUGGGAUUGCUUUUAAAGAGACCUGGAUCUUUGUUUGUGAGCGACUUAUCGAAGAUGAAAAACUUCUCAGAUGAAGGGUAUGGCAAUGUUCCUCGAGCUUACAUAGUGUGCAAAGAGGACAAAGGCAUACCUGAAGCAUUCCAAAAAUGGUUGAUUGAUAACUUUCCUGUGAAUAUAGUGAUGGAGAUAGACGAGACAGAUCACAUGCCGAUGUUCUGCAAGCCUCAGCAACUCUGUGAUCACUUCAUGGAAAUCGCAGACAAAUUUGUUUAAAUAAUCUUUCAUGAAAAUGUAUUGCAUUUGAUACAAAUAAGGGUUUGUUGCAAAUGAAUAAUAAUGUAUCUUUUUCAAAUUUCGGAGUUUCUUUUAUAAGUUAUGAAUACCACCAAAAUUUAAUU
Messenger RNA from Brassica oleracea var. oleracea, 970 nucleotides. RefSeq names its product methylesterase 1. Gene Ontology annotation, molecular function: methyl salicylate esterase activity; methyl indole-3-acetate esterase activity; methyl jasmonate esterase activity. Gene Ontology annotation, biological process: jasmonic acid metabolic process; salicylic acid metabolic process. Lineage: Eukaryota; Viridiplantae; Streptophyta; Magnoliopsida; Brassicales; Brassicaceae. The record is from RefSeq and is a predicted model, not a curated record. The coding region runs from base 57 to 845 and encodes 262 amino acids. The transcript has 3 exons.